Molecule: messenger RNA, 2833 nt
Organism: Stegostoma tigrinum
Lineage: Eukaryota; Metazoa; Chordata; Chondrichthyes; Orectolobiformes; Stegostomatidae
Product: dihydropteridine reductase-like
Exons: 7
Coding region: 130-846 (238 amino acids)
Biological process (GO): tetrahydrobiopterin biosynthetic process; L-phenylalanine catabolic process
Cellular component (GO): cytoplasm
Molecular function (GO): NADPH binding; 6,7-dihydropteridine reductase activity; NADH binding
Source: RefSeq, a predicted model, not a curated record
CUCUCAGACUGCUUGGACUGUCUAUUUUACUGAAGGUUUUGAGCGGAUGAUUGGAGAAGGCUCGUGGUCAGUUUGAGAAAGAAAGGGGGUUGGGAGCUGAUCAGUUUUCCGACAGAGAGAAAAGCAGCAAUGGCAGCGGCGCAUAGAGUCAUCGUGUAUGGAGGAAGGGGAGCUUUGGGCACGAAAUGUGUUGAGUUUUUUAAAUCCAAACACUGGUGGGUUGCCUCCAUUGAUCUCAUGUCUAAUGAAGAAGCGAAUGCAAAUAUCAUCGUGAAAACGAGCGAGUCCUUCACUGAGCAGGCGGAACAGGUUACCACAGAGGUUGCCAGUCUUCUUGGGGAACAGAAGGUGGAUGCCAUUAUUUGCGUAGCAGGAGGAUGGGCUGGUGGCAGUGCAAAGGCAACGUCUCUUUUUAAAAAUGCUGAGUUGAUGUGGAAACAGAGUGUGUGGACAUCAACAAUCUCCAGUCAUUUAGCUACAAAACAUCUGAAAGAUGAUGGCUUGUUGACACUGACAGGGGCAAGUCCUGCUUUGAAGGGUACAGCAGGGAUGGUGGGCUAUGGCAUGGCAAAGGCGGCUGUUCAUCAGCUCUGCCAGAGUCUUGCUGGAGAGAAGAGUGGAAUGCCGCCCGGAUCUUCAGCUCUUGCAAUUUUGCCGGUUACCUUGGAUACACUAAUGAACAGGAAAUCAAUGCCUAAUGCAGAUUUCAGCUCCUGGACACCACUAGAAUUUGUUGCUGAAACCUUAUUUAAUUGGACCUUUAAAGAAACCAGGCCCACUUCAGGAAGCCUUAUACAGCUUAUUACAACUGAGAGCAAAACUGAACUGAUUCCUGCUCAACUUUAAAGUGGAAUUAGUAUUGUAACAGUACCAGAUGAGAAAGCAAAUUUCUUUGAGAAGUGCCAUUAGCAUGUUUAGUUCGAGUUGAAUGAUAAAUUUCAAUUUGGUAGAUGAUGGAAAAAUCAAAUAUUUGAUUGUAAAGUUAUAGUUUACUGGCUCCUAUAUAUAGUUGCCAGUUUUUCCAUUUAAUGAUUUGGGCUUUCCUGUACCACUUAUUUUUCCUGUCUUUUUAAAUUCUAUGACUUAGUUUCUCUCUUUUUAAUGCACAGUGCAUCCACAGGUUAUUUUGAGAAUUUCGUUGCCCAAAACCUCCUUAUGUCUUAUUUGCUUGAAAUUCAUAGCUUAACUAUUUCAUGUGUGCUUAACUGUAAUAAAUUCUGCUUAAUGUCAAAAUGUAUUUAAAAUCUGUUUAAAUGUACAGGUGGAUUUAAAUUAAUGGUCAAGCUCACUCCCACCAGUUUUGACAUCACAGAAUUCCAAAAAGGAUGAACAACAUGAAAAGAAUUCCAAAUAAAAACUGAAAAAAACUGCGGUUGCUGUAAAUCAGGAACAUAAACAGAAGUUGCUGGAAAAGCUCAGCAGGUCUGGCAGUACCUGUGAAGAAAAAUUAGAAGUUAAUGUUUCAGGUCCAGUGACCCUUCCUGUUCUGAGGAAGGGCCACCAGACCCAAAGUGUUCACUCCCUUUUUUUUCUCCAUGAAAAGAAUUCCUACUUGUUAUCUGGUGGAUGAUUUUGAUCUUAGGCAACAAAUUAUUUUGAGUAAUAUACUCAGUUCAGUGGAAUCCUCUGGAAUUGCAUUGACAUUUUAUCUUGCGUGCAACUAAAGCAUAAUUGAAGGUAACACCAGACAUUCAUAUUUUCAAGAUUGUCACACCACAAGAGGAAUAUGAACAAUUUAUGAUCAAUUUUUUUUAAAGAAAGGCAUUACCAGAAACCUUCAAUGAACAGGACAAUCACAGAUACUGACUAUAAUAUUUUAUUCCACUACCUCGUCGCCUGCAUCUCAUUAUUUGUUCUUUUUCUUUUCCAGGGAGACCCUGGAAUCGGCAUUUUUUUUUCUCUCUUGAGACUCAAUACUCCAAUAUUUGUUUCAAAGUCAAAAGUUAUUGUUAUUCACAAUACCAGAAGUGCUAGUUAAUUCAUCCUGUCAUUUCGUUUAUAUGUGUUAGUAAAGCUGUCUUGAUGCAAAUUAAGAUUUGUCUGUCCUGUACAUUUUCAGCAAAAUAUGAGAAACAUGGUUUGUUUUAAGAGGAUUUAUUUUGUGCAAGUGGCUUGAAGCUUUCAAAAUCAGUUUCUGUAAUUUAAUUUAAUUUAAAAUCUUCUAAAAUGUCAAUGUUAGUGUAUGAACGUAUUUGUAAAUGACUAGAAUGAAAAUGUAGUAGAAAAAACUUUGCCCAUGUAUUUUAUACAUUUUUUUUUCUAAACAACUCCUGUUUUCCAUCUAAGAUGACCGAAAUGUACCUAGUUUCUAGGUACAGCAAUUAUUAUUCCAGAACUGGUUACCAGAGUCUUGGGGCAGAUAAUUCAGUCAAGUUGCCCAUUAUUUGUUUCUUCUUUUCUCCUAUUUUCUUUUCAUGCCCCAGCAAGUUGAGGUGUAAUCCAUGGAAACUAUGUGGAGGAAUUUAAUCUAAUCAUAUGGAAAAUGUAUCUGAAGUGAUAAAACUCAUCAAGUGUCACCAAGUGUGAAAAUAAAAAGGAAAAUUUACUUAUCUAACAGUUUUACAGUCUAUAUUUGUCAGGUGGUAAUAAUUUUCUUUUUAAAAAUUCUUACAAGUGCAGUGGUUUUGUUUGCCUGUACAUGUUUCAGUGUAUGACUGUGUACUAUACAAACAUUUUACUGCACUGCUUUGCACAAAUGUAUUUUUGUAUCUUGUUGCCAUGUACGCCUUGACUCUUGAUGUAUUGUGUAAAAUGGAGACAUUAAUAUCAUUGAUAUUUGUAUCUGAAUGCUGUAGCCUGCCAUGAAUAAAGCAAAUAUGCAUUUCCUUGCUGA